AUGGAAGCCACGAAUGUAUUCAAUAUAACAAACCUAACUUUGGAUGAUGAAGGAAAGUACACCUGCAAAGUUUGCAACAAAGAAAGGACCACAAGCUUAUACAUUCAUAGAGGUAAAACUUUAACUACAAUAUUGCAUGGUUACCUAUUGUGAAACUAUAGAGUAGGUGUGAUUAGCAUGAUACUGUAAUACGCCCUUCUGGAACUCCAAAUUCACUCAACUGCUCGUGGCAAAAUGAACAUUAUUUAUCAUAACCCCACAUGGCUAUUAGAGUCGUAAUAUAUUAGAAUCGAAGUAUCGAACAUUAUACAAUAAAAAUCUCAUCCACCAUGCAACUACACCCAGAUAAAGGAAUUCAAAGCAAUGCGGAGUGAAAACUUAAAUAUCGUGACAAUCGUCUAUUAUAUUGGUAUGGGGUGCACAUAAAGCUGAACGCUGGACCCUGAACUAGACCAAACCUAUUUUUAUAGUGAAUAACAUGUAUAUGUUUGUUAAUUUGCCAAUAAAUACUUUAAUAAUUCUUCUAUAUAUAAUAACUUUAAGUCUUCUGUGGCAAAGAUAAAUUGGAAAAUAACCAGGGGUCGGUAUAGUUGUUUAAUUAAUGAUGAAAUUGUGAUUCCUGUAUCUCGUUUAGGAAUUAAUGCUUAUUUAAAAGCUUUCAUAAUAAAGGAACCAGAUGAAACAUUGUACGAUAUUAAUAGCAAAGUGAAAUUAAUAUGCACAUUUGGCAAGAACAAACAAAAACUAAGCAAGAACGAACAAAAACUAAGCAAGGACUACUUUGAACUAGCAUGGUACAAACUUGCUUCAGAUGGACAAAGAGAACCGAAACCACUUAAUGUCCACGAAAGUGUGGAUGGGCCAUAUCUUUUGCUUGAUCCACUGACCCAGGAAGCAGAGGGAACUUACGAGUGUGAAGUAACACGACCUAUAGUCAACUAUUACGAUUUUAAAUUGGUUAGGAUAAAGCUUAAAGGUAAGCCUAAUGUGUAAAAUAAUAUUAUUUAUAAUAAAUCUUCAACUUAGACUUGUUCAAACAUCGCUGAAACCAAUUAAUAACAAUUUGCAUGCAUGCACGCAUGCUUGAACUGAGCCGUGCCGGUUGGGAUUUAAGUCCGACGAACGUCCAGUAAAUAAAAUGUCUCAUAUUAUAUAAUACAUGUCUCAUAUUAUUGAAAUUACUAAUUUUCCUUAUUUAUCGAUAAAAUUGUGAUUAGAUAUUUCUAGUUAGUCAAUAUGGUGCACCCACGAAAAACGAACAUCGAGACUCGGGCUAGAUUUAACUCAUCAAUUGACCUGCUGCAGCUUCUUGCGGCAACGCUAUAUUCUCGUGGUGGAGACAUUUUCACUCGGUACUCGACCAAAUUAAAGGGAGACAUUUCAUUGGCUUUUCGUAUAAUUGCUAUUUAUACCAAAAGUUGAGCAGUUUUCGCUGGGAAAAAUUACUCUUACUAUCAUUAUGUUAUGUGAACACAAAUACUUCGAUUUCAUCGUCUGUAAAGUUCGCACGGACCCAUGAGGCCCUGAGAAGCAGAGGGAAACAAAACGAUGCUAUUGGAUAAUUGCUUCUAUAAUUAUACCAAACAUUCAUUGUGUACAAGUGUGCAUAAGCAUAUGCAAAAGAAUGUAUGAACAAAGAUUUUAGCCGAGCUUCCAGACCACAUCGUGAUUGACUUCACUCUCUCUAUAUAUGCAUGUUUCAGUUAGUCUGUGACUAAAAAUCUCGGCCCGAUUAUUUUUUUAUGUAGAUCGUUUCAGACCCAAAAUUCAUGUCCGAAAUUACAAUUCUGUGUUCGUUCGCAAAGAAACAGAAAAUUUUUCAUUAUGGUACAACGUGUCAUCUCAACCAGCGUGUAAGAUUGCAUGGUGGAGAUCUAAAGAUGGAGUAAAGUAUCAGUUGAUAACUCAGUGUUUGGUGGAUGCCCAAAGGUGCGAAAAACCAGACAAAGGGAACUUGACUAUUACGAAGACAAGUUUUGAAAUUAAAGACCUCAAAUUUCCUCAAGAUAACCUGUUCUACAAAUUGGUUGCAGAAAACGACAAAUGGAACGAUUCGAAAACUUUCCAAAUACAAGUCCUAGGUAAGGCGAAUGAAUGCCAAAUAGCAAAUUUUAACCACUCGUUAAAAACGAAAACAACAGAAAUGUUUGUAAUAAUAGAAAAAAGGUACGUGUCAUAUGCUCUCUAACCUCCCUUCAACUUAACUCAGCGGUAAUAUUAAUAAGUGAGUACCGGCAAUCCCCAUGCAUGUUCUAUUAUAGGGACCAGUCAUUAUUUAUGGCGGGGGUGGCACCGAAGAGAAAUGUUUUUCGUGCCAAAACAUUUUGGUGACCCAACCACCAAAUUAAAAAGUACAAAAAUUUGAUUUGAUAACGGAUUGUGGAAUUUUCUGCAGUCUAAAGUUUCAAAAUAGUGACUCUGAUUGAUUCACAUUUUCGGUAUUGACAUAUGACUGUUGACAUUGCUUUUUAGUCUCCAAUAUUUUAGUGAGUCAUGCUUUGGAAAUGACAAUACAUUUUUAUUGCCCAACCCUUGAGUUGUUUUGUUUUUCAUUUACCCAACUUUUUACUCCCUCAAAAUUUUGUAGGGAGUAUAAGGGGCAAAAUGUCACGAACAUGCACUAUAGCUAUUAGCUAUACUAUAGUAGCUGGUUAUCAAAUGUUGACAAUGACCAUGCUAAAUCGAUCUGUUUUCUUUUAAUUUAUUGAGUUUUUCAGUACCCAUUUUUAGAAAACCUUAAUAUAAUUCUGUGCGUUUGAUUAUGGCACCAAAACGUUCGAAACUGAACCAUGAUAUGCCGCAUGAACUUUCAUUUGAAACGCAAUAUAAUUUAUGGUUGCAAUAAGUCUUUCAUUAUCAUGCUUUUUUACAGCGAAACCUGAGAUUGAAGUUCAAGAAGAGAUGCAUAUGUUUAAGAAAGGAAUGAUCAUGAUCAUUAACUGCACAUUAUCGAAGAGAGUCAAUCCACCCGAAAUUAACUAUACCUGGCAUUCGUGCGACACUGUCAACUGCGGUAAAGACAUCGCCAAGUGGAAACUUGAAUCACGUAGCUAUUCGUUAAGAAUUGAUAACCAGGUAAAAGCUGAGAUGAAGUAUCGAUGCAUAGCCAUAAAUGCCGCUGGUAAAGAUGAAUCUGCGACGAUCACGGUUUAUAAACUGUCAGGAAAUUUUUCUACAAAUGUUCCUACAAAAUCGACAGCAUCAGUGAAAACCUUGCUUUCCGUUGUCGUUCCAACUGGAAUAAUAACCUUGAUCAUUUCAGUGGCGACAUGCUUUGUGUUGUACAAAAGGAAGAAAAUUUAUGGUGGCUUUUAUCUUUUCUCAUAUCCUCCCUUACCCGACUACAUGGAGACAUUGGAUGUAAAUGGAAAUAUCCAGGAGCAACUCCAAAAACUUCCGUUUAUAGCUGAAUGGGAAUUUCCAAGAGAAAGAAUAAGUUUUAGUAAGUACGAAAUGUUCCCAGUUUCCGUAAAGUACCAGUCUCCGGACAAAAUAUUUUUAAAACGCUAAAUUUUUAUACGAAACAACCAAAUUUAAAGGAACAAAUUAAUAUGUUAUUGUUCGGAAUAGUUUCACCUUAUAGUUAUUGCAGUUUUCAGCAGAAGCACCAACUUUAAGUGGCACCCAGUUGAAAACGUGUACAUAAAAAUGGCCGUAGUUAUAACGGCAACACGACUAUAUAUAUAAUUAUAGAUAUGCGCGGCGGCAAUGGUACAUGAGAAAAAUGAUUAUGUGAAAAUAUAUCAUAAACAUAUCAUUUGCGAAGUAUCAAAUAUAUCAUUUACGAACCAUUUCGUGUUGAUUUUACAUUAAAUUCAUUAAUUAAAAAUAGAACCAAUAUAGGAUGGAAAAUAAGAUACCUACUUAAGUUUAUAUAUUGAUAGUUCUUUAAUUAUUUAAAAGUGUUAAACUUUUAUCCCCGAGCCAACGGCGCGGAGCGCCGUUCCGGGCGUAAGCCCGGGGCGAGGGUACUAAUUCCGCCCGGCUCUUUACACCUGGGGAAACAAAAGCAUCAGCAAGUCUAAAGUUCAUCAAUGAUCGCGGGCGUGGGUUCCCGUGCGUGGUUCGGUGGGUGGUCAUCUCACUGAUCUCAAAAUAUGGCGGUUUGCCAGGAGUGGAGAAGGCGUAAAAUAUAAAAAAAUACAUGUAUAAAGCUUGGAAAAUUGUUUCACAUAACAAAUUGUAAAACUUUUUACAAUUUUUAAACAUAAAAAUUUAUAAGGAUUGAUUUAGUAUGAGAAAUCCUAAAGUAUAGGGCAAGUUUGUUUCAAUUGUUUAUGUAUGACUUUGUAUUUAUAAUAUAGACUUUGUUCUUGAUGUUCAAGUCUUUCCCAUGCAUUGUUUGCGAAAGUUUUUUAGUUAAAUUAACUUUUGUAGAAGUUCAUGACAAAAAGGAAAACAAAUUAUUUUCAUUAGCGUCCUGUACGAAUUAAAUUUAUUUCAUUUCAAAGUGCGAGUAAUAAGUUGAGGCUCGAGUUGAAGAGUUUAUAAAAAUCAGUAAAAAGCAGUUAAUUUCAAUUCACAUUUAAAAACCUUUUACGUAGAGUUUCGUUUUGAAUUUCACAUUAAAAUGAAGCCCAUUGAAGCCAAACUAAUAUACUUACUUUAUAUAUUUAGAAAUUGAUAGUUCUGUAUUUAAAACUGUUCAAAUUUCAUCUAUUUUUUGCAGGUUUGUAUACAAAAAAUAAAAAAAAAACAAUGGACAACUUGCAUGCUAGACUAAAUUUUAAUCUAAGUAACGACAAGGGAAUCAAACACAGCAGUUGAAAGAACAUAAUGAAAUUAGUAAAAUUGCAAAAUUUGGUUGCGAAAUGUUGCAAAAUACAGAAAAUAUAGCCUUGCGAAGUUUGCAUACUUUCAGUAGCCUAUAUUUGUAUUACGUGCAGAAAUUGUUACCAUUUUCGGCUCAAAAAUAGUAAAAAUUUCCGCACGUAACACAAACAUACUGAAAAUAUGCAAACUUUGCAAGGCUAUAUUUUCUGUAUUUUACAACAUUUCGUAACCAAAUUUUGCAAUUUUACUAAUUUUAAUAAGUUCUUUACGAGAAUUUACUUUUUUUGCCCAAAAGAAAAUUAGUCUAACAUGAAGUUGUCUAUUAUCCUGUUGCCAUGACUAACAUGACGUGACGCGAGCCUGCGUUCAGUGUUGUCGUAAUUACGAAUACUUCAUGUUGAAACAAUGUUUGGAAAAUAUAGGCGAGGGUUUGUUGCAUGCAUGUAUUUCUAGUUUAUUUCCCCCCCGUUUUGUACAAAACAUUAAAAAGACAAUAUCGUGUUGCCAUGCAAGGCUAAUAUGAAGCGAGCAACGCGAACCUGAAUUCAGUGGUGGCGUAAUUAAGAAUACUUCAUGUUGAAACAAUUAAUUUUGGGAAAUAUAGGCGAGGGAAAUAUAGGCGAGGGAUCGUUGCAUGCAUAUAUGUAUUUGUAGUAAUAAACCUGCCUUGUAACCAGGCGCUUCGGUUUCCCACGCCGUUGAGUGGAUAGCGAACGGGAUGACACGCAGCCCGCGCAAAGGCCACGCGAGCCAUAGCAGCAACAUAUAGCGCCUGCGUACGAGGCAGGCUGCCAAUGAGAAACAAUGUUGGCAUCUUGUUCUCAAAAAAAUAAAAAGUUAAUGUUUAUUUUCCUAUCAAUAUAAAUCGCCGCAUUACCUAUUUCUAUCCCCUCACUUGGAAAUAGGUGAGCGUUAACCUGCGAUCAGGCCUAUAAAUAAAUAAAUAGGCGUUUAGCAAAAAUUUAAUUUCUUUGUAGAUAUACUUAUGCUACAGGAUUUUUAAUAAUGUUUGUUAACAUGCGAUUUUUUGUUAGUCAGUGAACUUGGUUCGGGCGAGUUUGGAGUAGUUUGGCUGGCAGAGGCAAUGGGUAUAUCUGCAUUUCGUCCAAGAGAUAUUUUGAAAGGAAGAAAAAGUCGACGAAGGUUUUCCUUCUUUAAUCGCAUGACGAAAACAAGCAGCUACGUUUAUUGUAAGGAAGUAACAAAAGUAGCCGUAAAAAGAAUUAAAGGUUUGAGUUAGUUGGACAUUGCAAAUGUUCACGUUUAUAUAUAUAUAUGUAUAUAUAUAUAUAUAUAUAUAUAUAUAUAUAUAUAUAUAUAUAUAUAUAUAUAUAUAUAUAUAUAUAUAUAUAUAUAUAUAUAUAUAUACAUGUAGUGUUGCUAAAUAAAAAACAGAACAAUUCUUAAUGAACGCCAGUCCUCAUUUUCCCAUUAUAGCUGUGGUCACUUGAUAUGUUUUUGAGCUUUGCAUUUUUUUCUCAAGGCGGGAAAAUUAAAAAAGUAAACAAAAUUAUAUAUGUGGUUUCAAAAAUGUUGGAGUAAUAACCUUUUAAGCGCGGAGCUGGCAAUUAAGAUGGCAGUCAUUUGGUUUAAUUUGGUAAUCAAAGUUUAGCCAAAUUAAUCUACGUUUUGGUUGUAACAUGUUGUUAGUUUCAAGAACAAUGAAUUCUUAUUAAAGUGCAUAUGACAUGGAAUUUCUUAUUUUUUUAAAUGAAAGAACUCUUUAAGCUGUAGUGUAUAACUUACUUUUCAGUUUCUUGUUUUUAUAGUUUUCCCCCGAGAUAUUUCGAUUUGUUUGAUAUGUAAUAGACUUACCACAAGCCGAUCUCGAAUAGCGAGCUGUGAGCGGUAAAGCCACGAGAUCUAUACGAACCACGAAAAAAACUGGAAAGGACUUUGGGAAAGUCUAGAUAUGUAAAUGAGUGUGAAUAUGUCCGCUAAUUUACGUCAUAUUGGUUGCAAGCUCAACUUAAACUGGUUAUAAUUAAUCUAUUAACUCUAAAAACUGUAGAUAUCAGUUCACAUUUUUCUCCAGUGUUUCAUCACAUUUACCAGUGAGUGAAGUUUGAAAUUAUCAUCUUGGAUGAUAGCAGUGAUAUUUAACCAUUUUGAAGAGCGUGCAACCAAUGUGACGUCAUAAAUUAGCGGACACAUUCACACUCAUUUGCAUAUCAAACAAAUUGAAAUCUUUCAGGAACAAACCAUAAAAACAAGAAACUGAAAAAUAGUUACACUACAGCUUAAAGAGUUCUUUCAUUCAAGAAAAUAUGAAAUUUCAUGUCAUAUGCACUUUAAUAGCGAAAAUAAUUAUACAGUGUAUAUACUUUUCUUUGUUAUAUAGACAAUUGGGAUCGAAGCAAACUGCUUGAUUUGCAAUCUGAGCUAAAGAUUUUAAUUCAUGUUGGUGAGAAUGAGAAUAUUGUAAACAUACUGGGUGCUUGUACUAAAG
Messenger RNA from Paramuricea clavata, 7222 nucleotides. Lineage: Eukaryota; Metazoa; Cnidaria; Anthozoa; Malacalcyonacea; Plexauridae. The record is from the annotation of a GenBank genome assembly.